This is a messenger RNA of Parasteatoda tepidariorum (common house spider), 2990 nucleotides long. Its product is annotated as CXXC-type zinc finger protein 1. Gene Ontology annotation, molecular function: DNA binding; zinc ion binding. Gene Ontology annotation, cellular component: Set1C/COMPASS complex. Gene Ontology annotation, biological process: positive regulation of DNA-templated transcription. NCBI's taxonomy places the organism in Eukaryota, Metazoa, Arthropoda, Arachnida, Araneae, Theridiidae. The record is from RefSeq and is a predicted model, not a curated record.
AGAAUAUAUUUGGCAAUAGAUACUGCUCUUGUUUACAUUCGUAUCGCGAUCUUGUGAACAAGUAAACAACUAAUAUUCUUGAUCAAAUAUUUUUAACUAAGAAAUACCUGAUAUCUUGAAUAUCUACUGCUGUGUUCAGUAUUUACUUAUUAAAAUCAUAAAAUCCACAUGGACUCAUCGGAAGAAAGUAGCAAUUGGAUGGGCGACAGUAAAUCUGAUCAUUUGCACAGUUACUCUAAACCUCCUGCUGUCAGGGAUUCUGACAGUGAUGGAAAUGAUGAUGAUGAAUUAGUUUACUGCAUUUGUCGAACUAAAGAUACCAAUCGCUUCAUGAUUGGUUGUGAUAGUUGCAAUGAAUGGUACCAUGGUGAUUGCAUAAGUAUAACUGAAGAAUAUGCAAAAAAUAUUAAACAGUUUUUUUGUUUGAUGUGCAGAGAAAGAGAUCCAAGUUUAGCCAUACAAUUUAAGGAAAAGAAAGAAAAAUCGGUGCUGAAGAAAGUUGAUUCUGAUAUUGUUAAAAAUUUUACUGUUACUUUUGAUGAUGACAUUAAGGAUAAGAGAAAAAAUCGCAGAUGUGGCGAAUGUGUGGCUUGUUAUCGAAAUGAAGAUUGCGGACGAUGUGAUUACUGUAAAGAUAUGCGAAAAUUUGGUGGACAAAAUAAAUUGAGGCAAAAAUGCAGACAGAGGCAGUGCAUGAACUUUGGGCAUAAAGUGGGUAAAAAACCAAAAAGUAUCCCUGAUUUUCUAAGUGAUGAAACUGAAGAUAAAGAUCCAACAUUUAAUUUUAUUGAGCCACCUCCUGUUUUACAAGCCAGAAAUUCCAAUGAUGAAGACGAGGAUGAUGACAGAGAUGACGACUAUGAUCCUUAUAAAAGACGAUCUUCUCACUCAAAUUCCAGGCACAAGCGACGAUCGGGGAGGCAAGUUGAAAAGCAUAAAGGUCGAAAAAUCGAACAUCGUAAAAAGCAUAAUGAAAAGGAGAAGAAUUCCAGCAAAAAGGAUAAUGAUACUCUUAGACAGUGUUUUGGUCCUGGCUGUGUUUUUCCAGCUUUGCAAAAUUCUAAAUAUUGUUCCGAUGAAUGCGGUUUAAAGCUGGCAACAAAUCGAAUUUAUGAGAUACUUCCACAUAGAAUUCAGCAGUGGCAAAGAUCUGUCAGUGUUGCUGAUGAAAAUAAUAGAAAAUCUUUAGAGAAAAUAAGACGGGAAUUACAGGACGCUAAAGAUCGUUUAUCUGAGCUGAACAAAAAGCAAGAAAAUCUUGAAAGAACCAUUGAAAAGGCCAAAAGAACAUCAUUUGCUGCUGAUCAAGAAAGCUUAGAAGGGGAAACAGAAGAAGCUGAAAUUAGUAUCUAUUGUGUCACCUGUGGACAUGAAGUUGGUGCUAAAAAUGCUCUAAAACAUAUGGAAAAAUGUUUCAACAAAUAUGAAAGUCAAACUUCGUUUGGCUCCUUUUAUCAAACAAACAUUGAAGGAAGUAACAUAUUUUGUGACUAUUAUAAUGCUCAACAAAGAACUUAUUGCAAGCGUCUUAAAAUAUUAUGUCCAGAACAUUCCAAAGAACCUAAAGUAUCAGACGAUGAAGUUUGUGGCUGUCCUCUUACGGAUGGAAAAUACAAAGAAGAGUUUUGUCGUGCUCUUAAAAAAAAAUGCGUGAAGCAUCAUCAGUGGGAAAAAUUUAGAAAAGCAGAAAUUGAUCUGGAUAGAAUGAGAGUUCUCUUCAAAUUAGACGAUUUAAUUGAACAAGAAAGGAACAUUCGUCAACAAAUGGCGAAUCGAUGCAGUGUUCUUGGUUUAAUGUUGCACCAAACUGUGUCCCAUGAUGACUUAUUACAACUAUAAUUAGAUGCUGGAAUUAAUUAUUUUUUUGUACUAUUUUAAAACUCAGUACUAAACAUGGAACAGUGGCACCCAGAAGCUCAACUUCAAUUAAAUUUCCUUAAGAAAAGAAAAGUUAUGUAAUCACUUUAGAGGGCAACAGAAAAAAAAAUCCGAGCCUAUUUAAUGAGGAAAAAAAUGCAUUGGCACGUUAUACAUAGAUUUAUAUAAAUCUGAAUUUUUAUUUCAAACUCAUUUUACCUACCUAAUUCUUCUGUGUGAUAAAAUAUUUAUAUCCUAACUACAAACGAUUCUUAAGUUUUUCUUUAAGAAUAUUUUUUUAUCAAAAUGACCUAAAACUUUAAUGUUAAAUUUGUAAGAAAAUCAGAGCUCUUUGUAUAAUACUAUGCUUGAGCUAAAUAUUUAUCUGUUAAAAAAAAUCGAUUUCAUAAUAAAAAAAUACUUGUACCUGUAAAAAAGUUAGUGUUUUUACUCUUUUGAUGUAAAAUUUUUAUGAAACAUAUUUUUCAUACUUUUUUCAUUAUUUUGUAUUAAUAGCCAAAUAAGUGAAAAAUAUUAUAUUUAGCAUUUUAAUUAUUUAUGGUUAUGAAAUGAAAAUUGGUGACUUUUCUGCGUUAAAGAUAAAACCUUCCGAAUAAUAAUUUUUAAAAUCAGUUAUUUAGAUCUAAGAAAAGCAUAGUUCAUUGUUGAAAUUUCUUUAAUUUACGUAAUCAAUUAUUGAUAAAUUUUUGAAUAUGAAUGAAAAAAAUAUUUUUCAUGCUUUUUAUAUUUUAGUACAAAUAUAAUUCCAAUAAUCUAACAGAUUUUUUUAGUGGCUAUUGAAUUGGUUUUUAUAAUUAAAAAAUUCUAAAAUAUAUUAUUGUUUGUAAAUAGAGCGUCGGGAAAAAAAAAAAGAAGCAGCAAACCAGUGUCCUACUUGCAUCAAAGGGUUAAUAAUCGAAAGGAUGCACCUCGUUGUUUGGCUGCCUCAGGCUGUUGCCCUUUUUCUGAAUGUCACUGGCAUAGAAGUUUGUGCAAAGAGACGUUUUAUUUUAUCUCAUAUUUAUUAAAACAUAAUUUUUUUUCAAAGCAUAUAUAACAUUGUUUAAAAAUGAAUGUUUUUACGACGUAGAUUAGAUUCAGACUAAAGUAGAAAAAUAAAGAAUAAAGUUGUA